AUGAAAAAUCGCAAUUGCAAAACUAUCGCAUCAGCAUGCUACGUUUGAAUGCAUCCGUGCACAGUUGGUUAACAAGACAGGAACGGAAAUUACAGGCAGCUUUGAUUGACCAAGAGUUGAAAGAGGCUUCAGUUAAAGUAGCUGCAGAGAAUAAAAUUUUAGUAGAAGAAAAAGAAGAAGCAGAGUCCGAACAAAUGGAAGUAGCAUUAAGGCAGGAAAUGGAACCAGAUGAAGCAACACCGCUUGCAUCACCAGACUCAACUACAAUGAGAAUCACAGUCACGGAUAGUAAUGGUAAUCAAUUGGAAACACUAUCAACUACUUCAAAUGCCAGCACAGUAGCUACAUCUACAGUUGCAAUAGCAACUACAACUACUAACUUGGAUAAGCAAUGGGAUCUACCUUCACUAAUGAAUUCAGAGAAUGAGUUCUACAAACAUUUGAAGGAUGAAGUUGCUGAUAUGUAUCGCGCUUGGGAUGAAGCCAGUGAAAGAGUAAACGGCAUGAUUAGCGAGCUGGAAGAAUCUAUAAUAGCUUGGCGUUUGUUGGAAACCGGGCUUAUGGAAUUCCAUGCUGUUCUCGGUCAGGAUCGUGGCACAUUGAAAGGUUUGGAAGGUGCUUUGGAUAAAGGUCAAACCACACCUGUUGAAUUGGCACAAAAUGUAAGAUUGGUGGCAAAAUUAUUGUCAGAGAAUGUGCAUGUUAGUCCUGAACAGCUCACCGCUGUACAUGAACAUUUGGAUCCAAACCAUAUGCUGCACAUAGCAAAAUUUACAGCAUCCAAUGGUUCGCUAUCAGAUUCAGGUAUAUCCGAUGGUGGUGCUACUUCUGAUGGUGGGUUAUCAGAACGUGAACGACGUUUGAGCGCAUUACGACGCUUAGCAAAGAAACUGGAAUCAUCAUUAGCACCAGGUAGUAAUGCUGUCAAAUCAAUUGCAGCACGCAUGGAAUCAGCUGAAGCAGAUUUGAAAAAUUUACAAAACACUUGUCGUGACUUAAUCGUACGCACCGCAACAUCGCAUCAAAAUAUGAAACAACAACAAUUGGAAGCUCAACAACAAAAAAUUACAAAACCGAACAAUGAAAGCACAGUGGAGCAACAGCAACAGCAGCUGGAGCAACAAAUAAACACACAACAGCACAAAUGUAAUGGUCAUGUACCGAAUGGUAAACAAAAUGCACAACAACAAAAUGCAGCUUCCAAACGCAAAAACAAACGCAAGCAACGACCUCCAAAUGGUGAACAAAACGCAGCGAACAAAGGCGGUACUUCGAACAAGAAAGCAACAGAGCAUAAAACUAAAGCUUUAGCUUUAACGGGCGCACCUGAUAGCGGUGAUCCAUCAGAUGACGAUCCAGCAUUGGAAUUUGAUAUGGACUCUUCCGAUGAUGAACACAACAAAACGCCCAAAAAUAGUUGGGCACGUCGUAUAGCUAGAGCAGCGGUACCAGUACAAUUGGCAUUAUUCACCGUUUUCUGCGCCGCUUGUCUUAUGCAGCCAAACUGUUGUGACAACCUCAAUAACUUUUCUAUGAGUUUUGCACCACAGUUGCGGUACAUACGUGGUCCACCGCCAAUAUGAGCGGCAGUAAGCCUGUAUAGCUGUAUUUUAAGUAGGGAAAUAUUGUCUUAUUAAGCAGAGUUAAAAACAGCCAGGGAAUAAAUGUUUUAAGUUAACAUAAAUAAAUAACAAAUUAAGUUUAUAUGUUAAGGUUUAUUGUUAACUUAGCAGUAAUACAGCAAGGGGACAAUACAAUUGGAGCCCCACGCAUUCAUCAUGAAAGCGAAUUAUGAAAAUUCACAGCUCGGUUGGCGCUGCUGAAGCGUUUUACGUCACAUCAAUUCGGUCAACUCGAUCGAAACAGACCAGCUAACUGCUAGAGUUCAAUGGCAGUGCGGAAAUGCCGAUAUUUGUUUUGUAAUUUGAGUUUAGUAUUAAAAAGUGAGGUUAAGUGAGAUUUACUUAUUUUAUUUUUAUUUUUAUUAUACUUAUUCUAUACUUUUAGUGAAUUGAACUAAUUUUGAAUUUUUUUUUGCUAAUUUUUGCGCUAUAUAUUUUAAGAUUUCUCUCAAC
Messenger RNA from Teleopsis dalmanni, 2075 nucleotides. RefSeq lists its product as uncharacterized. Lineage: Eukaryota; Metazoa; Arthropoda; Insecta; Diptera; Diopsidae. The transcript has 3 exons. Gene Ontology annotation, cellular component: membrane. The record is from RefSeq and is a predicted model, not a curated record. Bases 36 to 1583 code for a protein of 515 amino acids.